CGGAUGGGUACGCGUUGCCUAGCAACCGGAUUCCCGACCCUCCCUUUAGCCCGGAGUCGGAAACUAGAUUUCGACUCCAAGAUGGUGACCGGAUGUGCCGUUUUUCGAUUUAUUUCGUGCUUGAUGUUGUGCGCAAAAGUUUGCUCGAUUUCAAGAGGCCCUUAAAGGGGCUCGUUGUGCCCAUUCUGAGAGUUUCGUGUUGUUGGUAUGCCCCAGGGUAGAGAUAAAACCACGGCUCGCAAAAUGCCCCGCACAAACAUGGCCGUAUCAGCAUCAGCAGAAGCUGCCAGACGUCCGGCGGGGCUGCGCACACCGCGCAAGCGCACUUCUGUUCGUCCCGGGACGGCGACGGCGUCAGCGGCGCUGGCGUCGGCGGCGCGGGGCAUGGUCCCCGGAUCCGAAGGCCCGGCGCGGGCCGGGGGCCUGGUCGCCGAUGUGGUGUUUGUGAUCGAGGGGACAGCAAACCUGGGGCCGUACUUCGAGGAGCUCCGCAAGCACUACCUGCUGCCUGCCAUAGAGUACUUCAACGGGGGACCCCCUGCAGAGACGGACUUUGGGGGAGACUAUGGUGGAACCCAGUACAGCCUUGUGGUGUUCAACACCGUGGACUGCGCUCCAGAGUCCUAUGUACAAUGUCACGCACCUACCAGCAGUGCCUAUGAGUUUGUCACCUGGCUCGAUGGCAUCAAGUUCAUGGGCGGUGGUGGCGAGAGCUGUAGUCUCAUCGCUGAAGGUCUGAGCACUGCCCUGCAGCUGUUCGAUGACUUUAAGAAGAUGCGUGAACAGAUUGGCCAGACCCACCGAGUCUGUCUCCUCAUCUGCAACUCACCCCCGUACCUCCUGCCCGCCGUGGAGAGCACCACCUACUCAGGCUGCACUACCGAGAGCCUGGUGCAGAAAAUAGGAGAGCGAGGCAUCCACUUCUCCAUCGUUUCUCCGAGAAAGCUGCCAGCCCUCCGGCUUCUGUUUGAGAAGGCGGCUCCUCCUGCCCUACUGGAGCCUUUGCAGCAACCAGCAGACGUCAGCCAGGACCCCAGGCACAUGGUGCUUGUGCGUGGGCUCGUGCUGCCUGUUGGUGGCAGCUCGACCUCAGGCUCUCUGCAGACCAAGCAAGCAGUCCCCUUGCCACCAGCUCCAGCUUCUGCUGCCACGCUGUCAGCAGCGCCCCCGCAGGCUCUGCCCCCUGUCCCACCACAGUACCAGGUUCCUGGGAACCUAAGUGCUGCUCAGGUGGCUGCGCAGAAUGCUGUGGAGGCUGCCAAGAGCCAGAAGGCCGGGCUGGGCCCACGCUUCUCACCCAUCAACCCUCUCCAGCAAGCUGCUCCAGGAGUGGGGCCCCCCUUCAGCCAGGCCCCAGCACCCCCAUUGGCUCCUGUGCCCCCUGGAGCUCCAAAGCCACCUCCUGCCUCACAGCCUAGCCUAGUCUCCACCGUGGCCCCCGGACCAGUCCUGGCAGCUCCUGCGCAGCCUGGGGCGCCGUCUCUGCAGGCAGGCACUGUAACCCCAGGUGGGGUCAAUGGUCCUUCAGCAGCCCAGCUUGGGGGUCCUGCACUUGGUGGGCAGCAGUCAGUAUCCAACAAGCUCCUAGCCUGGAGUGGAGUCCUCGAGUGGCAGGAGAAACCCAAGCCUGCAUCUGUGGAUGCCAACACCAAGCUGACGAGGUCUCUGCCUUGCCAGGUCUAUGUGAACCAUGGAGAAAACCUGAAGACUGAGCAGUGGCCCCAGAAACUGAUCAUGCAGCUUAUCCCUCAGCAGCUGCUGACCACCCUGGGUCCGCUGUUCCGGAACUCAAGAAUGGUUCAGUUCCACUUCACCAACAAGGACCUGGAGUCCCUCAAAGGCCUCUACCGCAUCAUGGGCAAUGGCUUUGCGGGCUGCGUGCAUUUCCCGCACACGGCCCCAUGCGAGGUGCGCGUGCUUAUGCUCCUGUACUCGUCUAAGAAGAAGAUCUUCAUGGGCCUCAUCCCCUACGACCAGAGCGGCUUCGUCAAUGGCAUCCGCCAGGUCAUCACCAACCACAAGCAGGUCCAGCAGCAGAAGCUGGAGCAACAGCGCGGGCUACAGCUCCGUGCACCACAGCCUCAGCCUCAGGGUGCCGUGGGAGCUUCUGCGGCUACAGGGCAGCCCCAGCCCCAAGGUGCUACCCAGGCCCCCACAGGCGCACCUCAAGGUCCUCCUGGAGCAGCCCCUGGCCCACCUCCUUCUGGACCCAUCCUGCGGCCCCAGAACCCUGGGGCCAACCCCCAGCUGCGGAGCCUUCUCCUUAACCCAGCACCGCCCCAGACUGGGGUGCCCCCGCCCCAGGCCUCCCUACACCACCUACAGCCUCCAGGGGCCCCUACAUUGCUGCCACCACAUCAGAGCAUGGGGCAGCCCCAGCUGGGGCCGCAGCUCCUGCAUCCUCCACCUGCCCAGUCAUGGCCCACACAGCUUCCCCAGCGGGCGCCACUGCCAGGUCAGAUGCUGCUGAGCGGGGGUCCCAGGGGCCCGGUCCCCCAGCCGGGCCUGCAGCCCAGCGUCAUGGAGGACGACAUCCUCAUGGACCUCAUCUGAACCCAACACCCAAUAAAGUUCCUUUUAACAAUGCCCGGCUCCCGUGACUGACGCCCCGAGGGCUGUCUUUGCUCUCGCCUUGCAGACUCCCCAAGGCCCCGGCUGGGUGAUGCUGGGCCCUGGGAUGAGUUGGAGGCAGCAUGGUGGGCCUGGUUCUGGGAGACUUGGAGCAGGUGGGCAGGAAGUGUACAGCUCAUGUGCACUCAAGGGGUUAGAGCCCAGAAUGCCUCUGACCCAGCCAGGGUUCCGAGGAGCCUGGAAGGAGAAGCAGAAAUUGGGAGCCAGAAGGACCUAGGUGUAGAUAGCCAAAGCCACAGCGCAGGGCCAGCAGGGCCAGCAGGUGGACACUCCUGGAGCGUGAGCGUUCAGGAAGGAGCCAGAGCCGGAGAGUCCAGACUGGGGAGCUGGACAUUUGUCCUGGGCAUGCAGGACUGCAUAGACUGCUAACGGGGCGGGUGUCAGGAAGGUGUGAUGGAUUGUAGGAGCAGGGCAAGCAAGAGGCAAGGUCAUGGGAGUGUCUAGGUGACACAUGCCACACCAGGAAGUCAGGAUGUCCCCAGCACUGGGUUCAGUUGAGUGUGGGUGAGUUGGGUAGCUCCUGUCUCGCAGAGUACCCCCAGGCUUGUGUGCAGGGCUUCCCCCUGGAGAUGGAGUGAGAUGUUUGUCACACAGGCACAUGUUGUCCUGAGUGUGGUCUGUGCCUGGACCACCACUGCCUGGGUGUGGGACGUCGGUUAAUGUGCAGGUGACCCACCCAUACCAGGAGAGAGGCUGCAAUCUAGUGGCCCAUGGGCCACCACAGAUGGGUUUUGUUUGGCCUUCCCUGUGUCAGCAUGGCACUUUGUCCUCCCGUUAGCUGUAACGCUCCAGUGAGGCUCACACAGUGUGCAGUCUGUUCCUCUCGAUGUGUCAGAGACUGACACUGGACCCGCCCUUCUGCCUGGCAGUCGUAGCCCCGUCAGUGGGGCUCAUGCUCUUGGGUUCGCCACAGUCCCCACCACUCUCUCUUGCUCUUCCACGGUGAGGCAGGGGCCCUGCCUCAGUCACGGGGCUGGCACCAUGGUGGUUGUGUGGUAGCAUUCAGAGAAAAGUGAAAUCUUUCUUGUACCCAUGUCUCCUUCAAAAGUGGCCAAACGAAAGAGAGAAGGAGAGGGCCGCGUGUUUCGAGAAAAGUGGGAGCGAGACUAUUUCUUUGUGGAAGUGAAGAGCAUGCCUACGUGCUUAAUAUGCAAAAAAAACGUGUCAGUGCUGAAAGAGUACAACCUGAAGCGCCACUAUGAGUCCCAGCACAGUAAGAGCUACGAUCAGUACACAGCGCAGAGCCGCGACACACUCCUGCAGGAACUGAAAAGGGCCCUGAGAGCCAGCGAGGCGCUGGAGAGCCAGGAAUAGCCAUGCAGUGCAGUGGAAAGAACUCCCGUGUUCUGAAGAGCUGUCAUCAAGGCUGUCCUGUGAGCCUGACAAGCGUCUGCAGGCUGAAGCACACAAGAGUGAGGCCUUCCGGAUCCACACAGAAACUCUGAGCACAUGGCUAGCUUUAUUUAUUGGUGGUGGUGGCGGCAAUAUCCAUGCAACCGAGGCAGUCUGUGAGGUGGCACCAAGCCAGCCCCUGACUUUGAAGUGACUUGCUCCUGUGCAUGCAAACACAUCAGAAUUCAUAAGCACAACUACAGUCCCAUCAUGGUGACCAGGCUGUCCAUCAUGGGGGCUGUUCCAUACCUCGAUCCCAAGUGGCACUGUUUGCAAGGACCCAGGUCAGGUCCUAGUCUCAGUAACCAGGAAUUGAGAUGCUCAAAGAAACACCAUGACGCCUUCCUCGACUCUGCCAUUCCUGUACUUGAACUGAGCCAAUUGCCUGAGACCAGGACAUGCAGGAAAUCUGAACUGGUAUGUUUGGUUCAUUUCAAAGUGUGCAGAGCCGUGCCCUGGUUCCCUGGAGGACAGUUAGAAACUUUUGGUUGAAGUUCCCACCCUUGUGAACACUGAAUCUGUCUCAGAAGGGAUAUUCACGAACAGCUCCUGAAUGUAUAUGACUGUGGUGUGGUCCUGGCAGGCGCAUGCCUUUGCGAGGAACAGUGGGACUGCCUGCCUUUGGUGCAGCUUGUUUCUGGAAAUGAGAGGCGGCCAGGACCAGUCACCCACACUGUGAGACCCAAGACCAAGUCCCCUGAGGGCCAUACUCUACUUGAACCUGAGCUAACACUGGCUAGCUCGCCCUUACGAUGAUGUGAACGCAGACCCCGGUCCGAGUUGGCAGUGCGACAGGGUGCUUGCAAUUCUGCAAGAUGGCAAGGUUCCUUUGCCUCUGCCCAGCAGUGUCCUGAGUGGCUGCCCACGCUUGUGACAGUCAUUGUUUUCCGUUACAUACCUAAAUCAAAAACUCCAUUUUAAGGAUUAAGGUUGACAUUUCACCUGCCGUCUCUGUCCCAGCCAAUGCCAGCACCGACAUCUGGGUGAAGAAGGGCAGGUGUCAACCUUCCGCUCAAAAGGCACAAGAAAAUUACAAGAGAGAAAUUUUAAUAACUAAAUAUUUCUAUUUUUCAAUUUGUAUUUUUUCAAUUUUGAAUUUAAAGUAUGAACUCUAGUAUCAUCCGUGUUUGUGUUGUAUUCCAUGCGUUCACCAUAGCUCAGUAAAGAUCCAAUUUGAUUA
Messenger RNA from Mus musculus (house mouse), 5203 nucleotides. RefSeq names its product mediator complex subunit 25 (gene Med25). NCBI's taxonomy places the organism in Eukaryota, Metazoa, Chordata, Mammalia, Rodentia, Muridae. Gene Ontology annotation, cellular component: nucleus. The coding region runs from base 208 to 2553 and encodes 781 amino acids. The transcript is spliced from 17 exons. The record is from RefSeq and is a predicted model, not a curated record.